AGGCAGUGUCAAAGGGCCGUAGAACAACAAGAGACCAAGUGGUAUCAAAAAUCGGGUUCUUCAGCGUAGAACCGAUGAAGUCGCGUGCUUUACUAGUCUAGCUUCGUUUUGGAGGUCAAAGAUGUGGUCGUUGUUCUCGGUUUGGUUGGUCGUAGUUUUAGGACCACCUCGUCCCACACUCUUCUACCAUGCUUCAACGCACAGCGCCUUGCGGGACGUCGAUCAGGAGUGCCUCCUCCUCCCUGCUAGCACACCACGACCGAGCAGAAGCCUCGUCGGGGCGUUUGCGACCGAGGUUUUUCCACCCGCCUCUUCGGGCGACGACGCUAGUACAACUACUAGCACAGGUCGCGUGGAACUACAAGGCGUGUUGAAAAGAGACGAGGCUUCUGUUUUGCAGCAAUUGAGGCAAUUGAUCCAUCCCUGCACCGCGCUCGGAAUACCAAUUUCCGGGUCGGCGAAGCCAGACACCCCAACUGCCUGCAAGAACUACGCGGCAGGAGCUCCUGCACGAGAAUUCUCUUCUCCCCCGCCGUUGGCAUCAAUGGCACCGCCGUCGUCGUUCUGGCACCAAACCGGAAAUAAAAAUCGGAUCGCGAAGCACUUUCGGGUCCCGGAUGUGGUCCGGCACCGGGCGAUAUGCAGUGCAAAAGUAUCGUGCUCGUAUAAAUGCAUUACAAAUUUCCUCAGCGUGAGAAAUGAAAUUUAUAACGCGGUGCGAAGAUCUUGUAAACAGCUACCACGAUGUUACUGCGAACAACUAGACUCUACAAGUCUACUGGUAUCGUGUCCGGAUACCAAUCGGGGGAAGGUUUUUAUUCUUCGUAAACAGCACCUGAUAGAAAAGAAAACGCAUGUUGUCCUCAAGAAGUUUUUCUUCUUCUUCUUCUUUUUCUUUCUUUUCUUUCCUUUUCUCUUUCUUUCAAAUCACGAGGCUACCGAGGUUCUAAGUACGAGAGCAUCCGAAGUAGGUCGAGCUUGUUGUAGGAGUACGAUAAGCAAACAGCGUAGAACCAUACCGAGAGUGUUUUACCACUCCCGAUUUACCUACAAGAAAAAGACUUGUAUAUGCAUGAUUGCAAUACGAGUGCGAUACUUUUGCACAGGAUACGCGACCAGCUUGGAACUCAAUACCGCUCAGGUGGACGCCUCUCUCUUCUCGAACCUGACGGCGGCAAACAGUUUUGAGAAAGGGAUCCCUCGGGACAGCGAGUUUUCGGGCGGAAUGUUGGCGCUGGAUCGGGAAAACGGCCUCGCGGGUACCGAGCAGAUUCGACUUUCAAACGGCUACGAGAACCCGGACCGGACAUAAUAUCCAGCUGAGGAACAAAUUCUAUUUUUCCACAUAACUAUUUGUCUGAAAUGCAAAAAAUGGAAAUGCCAAAUCGUGUAUUAUGCAUGAAAAAUGCGGGCGGAGACGAAUAAAACGAAAGUACAAGAACGAAAGGAUACUACUUGUUUAUAGGAAUUCAUUCCCACCCCCGCUGACCGCUGGUAUUUUUAAAGGUUUUAUGGGAAAAAAAGAUUUUCCCCCCUGGAUCCGCCCCAGUGCCUCUUCACGGCUAGCGAGAAAGCCAAGCCUGCGGUAAUACAGUGAAAAGUGCCCCCCACCCCUGAAAUUGCAAAAAUUUGUGAUGCGAGGUUUCCAAAUGAAAACUUUUUGUCAUGUAUGAAAGGAGUAUGAAUCUUUCUGAUGCAGAGUCUAGGCGCGUAUCGCAUCGCUUGCAUCACAACCGUCGCUCUUGCUGGGGUCUUUUGCAAUACAAAUUUUUUCUAUUCACGAUUGGAAACAUGUGAUGCUGAUAGAUGCAAGAGGGCGAGUGUUUCAUUUGGAAAGGUUUGCAAUACAAAUGCUUCCAAGUUCGGAGGUGGGGGCGUUCUUCAUUGUGAUAUGCGGUAAUCCGGCGGAAGAAGUGCCCCGCGUUCCACGGUGCAGGGUCAAAGAAGGGUGGGUUUUUUCCCAUGCGCAAACUCCGGGAAUUCCACCAGUGCUUCACGUUUCAUUUGCACUUGAAAACGAAGAUAGAAGUAGUGGAACCUAGCAGUAGACCACCGGGCAGCACAACUAUACCUGGUCCUGCUUCUAUCGGAGGGGCUACACGUACACAGCAGGUCGCUGUACCGGAGCCGGUCGUAGGAGGUGGUGGGACAGCUCCUUUUUCCGCUGGUCAGAGCACUGCAUCUCCUCCUCUACCUGUAGCAACGAGGACAACAAGUAGCGAUAUUAUUUCCACAAGCACCGCCGUACCGCCACCGCCGUCUGCUUCAUCGAAGAAAAUUGUUGGACUGGAGCAAGGAAAUUCAAAUUCAAAUUCGUCUCCUCCUGGCCCACCUACCGAGAAAAGUAGCAGCUCGGGGGUCAUCCUCACCUCCCAUGCAGCACCUGCUAAUCAUGUUGUAGCAGAGAAGCGCGAACGUCGUCGCAGGCAUGAUCAGCCAAACAGAAUAAAAACGACAAUUAUCAUCGCACGGAGCUUGCGUGGCUUCAGUACAGAUGUAGUUUAUUCGGGUACCUCCGACCUGGAAAUAACUACAUCUACGGUAAUUACAGAAACGAACACCGUUGUAGGCGCUCCACAACAACAAAAAUCGACGGGGGGCUCCUACCUGUCCAAGUUUGCAGAAACUUCGCUCGGAAAGCUCUUCGUCUGCACUCUUGUCCUCUCCUGCAGCUUAUUCCGCUCGGUUUUGUUGCAAAACGCCAUGGAGGAGGAGGGCAGUAGAAGUAAUGCUUUUGCUGGGUCGACGAGCGGGCACAGACGCCGCGCCUCGGAAGAAGAUGAGGAAGAGAUGAACUAUAGUACCACUCGACCGCAUCUCCAUCUGCGCAGGAGGCAGCUCUCUGGUACUUCCAAUCCAGCUCCUGCACCAGCGAGCAAUUUUCCGGCGACGGCCUCACAGCAGCUGCAUCUUCCCGUGAUCGGACAGCCACGCAUCUCUGUGAAAGCGGCUGCCGGUCCAAAGCACAUCGUGUUGCCGAGUUCAUCUGCUUUGUCUUACGUAAGAAAACAACUUCCAGGCGGUGGGGCUCAUCUUCCCGCGGUUUCAGUACAACUCACGCAACGGCAUCAAGACAGUACCACGAGGGCGCCGUCGGAACAGCUCCAACCAAAGAGCAAGGCGAAGCCGAGCCUGCCCGCGGCUCCUGGGGGAAUGUUUGUUCCGCGGCCUAAAGUGGUGGAGACGAUUGGUGCACCACCACCCAGCAAAGCUGUAGGUCAUGUUGUACCUACUGCACCGAGACCCGGACCAGCGGCUGCAGCUCCUCCGCCAGGUAAAAAACCCGCUUCUCGCAAUUUACAGCCGACCAGCGCUACUUCGGCAGAAGGGCAAGACGACAAUAACAGCGACGAGUGGACCAUCCUAGACGUGCUUGCAAGCUUCCAAGCCGCGCCUAUUUCCAAAGAGCUGCGCAGCUUCAUGCAGGCGGGUGCGAACAUUGUCAAAUCGGCGAUCUUACCGCAGGAACUACCGGAGAUGCAGUUUGAGCCCGAGAGCAAGGGCGCCACACCUGAUACAGCGCCUUUGGCUUUGCACCGCGAUCCAGUAUCAAAGACUCUCAUUCCGCUGGCACAACUGUUACCGGAGGUAGUUGUGGGGAACAAGGAAGUGAAUAAAGAACAAGUACACUUAGCACCAGCAGACACCAGCAUCUCGCGCCCAGUUCUGGCGACAACAUCAAAGCCUCCCAAUCCUCCCGUUCUGCGCUGGGGGCUUGCGCUACCCUACCGCAACACGACUAGCCACGACGAUGACAUAGGGGAGGCCUUUUCGCUGUCCCUUGCUCGGGCGGUUUCUUUCGCGGAAAGGAAGCGGGAAGCCGCAUUUGAUAUCUUGCUGAUGGGUAUGGAUUGUAAAAGUUUCUCGUACUACGUACCAGUCGCAUGACAAAUUUACUUAUUUUAUGUUCUCAAGAAGAAGAUAGAAGAAGAAGAUAAAAGGACUUGGGCAUCGACACAGUGGAUUCAGGUAGCAAAGAAUCAGAUAUUUUAUCAUAUGCGUCGUGAUUGAAAUUGAUGCGAUCGCGAUGUUGAGUACGAGUUUACUACGGUUUUUUUUGCAGUGGAUACUGGGCAGCUAUGCGAAGGACUUACUGCGGAUUUGGACCACGAGGUUUUCGGAGCUGUUUGAAACAUAUCCUGUGCAAAAGUAUCGUAUUCGUAUUGCAAUCAUGCAUUACAAAUCUUUUUGUUGAGUCAAAUCCGCAUUACAAAUUUUAUUUCUCAUGCUGAGGUGGAAAUUUGUAAUGCAUUUAUAUGAGUAUGAUACUUUUGCAGGGUAUAAAACCACGACGAGAAAUAAUUCCCCCGAAGGGACGACGAGGGCCCAGGCCACUGCAAAUUCCGGCGAAGACCUAAGAACAGCACGCGACGAGGGCAAAAGAACAUCGUCCGAAAUAAAUUAUGACCUGUUCCAACACCGCCACGUCUUUUUGUGCAGCGAGUUGAGCGAGCCAGACCAGCUGGAUUUCAUGGGCCGCGUGUUUUUCACCAAACCUUGCGGCCUGGUGUCUUCCGGCGCGGGAACGCGGUUGGCCUUCGCGUUUGAUUUUUUGUUUAAAGUCCGGAAGUAUGAACUGCAAAUUUGUCUGGGUCUGGAAGAGUGGAACUUGUAAUGCUGUCUGCGGAUUCUAAAAAUAUCUGUGUUGCCUGAGCACCAAGAGGAGUCCGUUCUUGGCACGCGAAGAGGGCAUUUCUCAUGCGUAAUUAGCAUCAAAAAGCUUGCAAAAAAUCUGUGAUGCUAGCACCAGCAUCACAGACGAGACCUCACGGGUCAUGCAAAAUGUGCAUGCCAAGCCCCGACUCGUCCAGACCCAGACACUUUUGCAGUUGAUAGGAAGGUCGACUUGGUGGCGAAUUUUGACGCGGACUUGCUUGUCCAGGUGGACUAUCACGUGCAAAUAUCAUCGACCUGGAUCGAUCUGGAAGGAUGCAGCUUGUCAUGCGAAGUCUCGACCCCAAUAAAAUUUGUGUUGCAUGACGAGGAACGCCAGAAGUCCUUGCCUACUUCUACUUGCCAUGCAAAGCUCGGAUCAUUUCCCAUGCUGGACAGGGAAACGGAAGGUCUCGCAGAAUCUGCGAAGAUCAUGCUUCUGUGUACAUUUAUUUUCUAGAGCAUUGAUGUCGUGGGUCGUGGUCCGCGAGAUGCAUGGCAAAUCUUAUGCACUUUUCCAGAUGGUUGGAGAUCGAUAAACUUUUUGCACUGCAUACGGACUUUUUCAACUUUGCGGCGAAGCUAUACGGGAUGACGCGGAACACGAUCACACUUUACUCGGGCUUCAAAUCCUGGUUCUUCGGGACUCCCUACGGCGCAAAUUACUUUUUCAACGAGAGAACUUACGACAAGGUCUUUCGGCUGGCCACGCUCUAUUACCGUGAAAAAUGCCCCCACCCCAAAGUUGCAAUAAUUUGUGAUGCGAAGUUUCCAAAUGAAAACUUUCUGUCAUGCAUGACAGGAAUAUGAAUCUUUGUGAUGCAGAGUCUAGGCGUAUAUAGCAUCGCUUGCGUGACAAGUGCCGCUCUUGCUGGGAUCUGUUGCAAUGCAAAUCUUCGCUAUUCACGAUUGGAAAUCUGUGAUGCUGCUAGAUGCAAGAGGGCGUGCGUUUCUGUUGGAAAGGUUUGCAAUACAAAUGCUCCCAAGUUCGGGGGUAGGGGCGUUUUUCAUUGUGAUACGCUCCGCAUGUGCUUCAACAGCACGACCGGGGUCUUCUGGCAAGACCAAGGCUGUUAUCCGCGGCAAAUAUGUCUGAGUCGGGAAGAUGCGAUAUUUGUCAUGCUUGUCUGGCAUGACUCUGGCCUCUGUGUUGCGUAGGGCCAUCGGAACAGCUCCUCUCGCGUGUCAUGCAAAAACGCUGUUUCUCAUGCCAUGCGGAAUUAUACCCGACACAGAGCGACGGAAAAAUCUGUCAUGCCUGGCGGUGCAUUUUUUCAGAGUGCUUACAAUUCACUCACUUGCAUCACAACUUUCCAGACCCAGACGCAUUUGCAAUGCAUAGGUGCGGCAGAAAUUGGGACGAAUUCUUCGUGGACUCCAUGCUAGAUAUUGGCAGUCCCACCGGGCGCACCACUGGGCAGAAGAAGAAGGAUCCGAAGGCAAAAGCCCCUCCAGAGCCCAAGAAGGAGGCUUUGGAAGUUCUCGAUCCGAAGGCCAAACAGCUCCUCGACGAGAAGGCGCACCUGCUGGCCGUCGAUCGCGGGCAGAUGUACGGGUUUUGCAUAUGAACUGCAAAAGUAUCGUACUAGUGGUAAUUGCAUUACAAAUUAGCCCAGCAUGACAAAUGCAAUUUGUCAUGCUGUUUUACCUUGGGAUGCAGAUUUGUCAUGCAUGACUGCGAUUACUACGAGCACAAUACUUUUGCACAGGAUAUUGCAAGCCGGAGAGCAACUCGGAUGUCUACCACAUGCGGUCUAUCCUGAGCAAAAACGUCCCCACCCCAGAGUUGUCAUGCAGAUUUGCAAUGACAGAAACAUCUACAUGAGAGGCAUUUCCAAUCGUGUUUGGGCAUUUGUAAUGCUGUAAACAGGAUAAGGAGAUGGGUUUGUGAUGCCACUGUCCUUGCUAACCUGCGCUACACUACAAAGACGAACUUGUCAUGCAUGGCUCCCAAAACUCCUGGAUUUGUGUUGCAGAGUUCGCAACUUGACUAUGGGGUGGGGACGUUUUUCCUCAGGAUACGGUCUGGCCGGUGCGCGGAGGCCGAGCACGGGUGUAUUCACGUGAACAACGAGGGCGCGGAGAGCUUCGGGCUGGACACCUUCAACGCCGCUUUAUUGGAAAUUCUGUACAAUGUAUAGCAAGAAAAAAGUUUUACAGUUACACAUUGUGUUGCGAAACAAGCAAGACAGGCAACCUUUGUCAUGGAGGAGGUGCUUGCAGCCUCAUUUCAUUCGUGUUUUCCCUUUUUAGUCUGCGCAUCACAGGUUUGUUUUGGCAUGUCGAGCAACUUUGUGAUGCAGAAACUCCAACAAAUGUCGUGUAACUGUAACACUUUUUCGUGGGAUAAAAUGGCGCGUACGACAAGGACGAAAAGUUGCUAAGAUUGGUAAAUGAGGAGAAGACGGGAAUAAAAAUGAGCAACACAGUUCAUCAGAACUACCACAUGAACGAUAAAAACAAGACCAACGAAUUAUCCCAGCAGCAACUACCUGAAACUCUUCACGAGUAUAUGAGCACGCGCGCGUGGCCGCGGGCCUUUCACUGGAGCGAGGAUGUGUGGGAGCUGAUGCCGGCCAAGGCGGGCGAUCUGCGAACGAUGAAACAGUGGGCCAGUCACCUGGACGGCGUGAGAAAGAUGCGCGUGAAGGCAAAACCACUCAUGCUAGUGGAGCCGAAUUAGAAGGAGGUAAGGCAUUUAAAAAUAUUCUAGCCCGGAUGCGUGGUCAGGCUCACGAACUACAGGAUACCGUGGUCCGUUUUGAUGCGUCUUCGUCUUUCGCAGUAAGCCAAAAUGCACGAGCUUUGGAACAAGUGGACUUUGCAGCGAUCGGUUUGCUGGUCUAUUUUGCAAUUAUGAUCAUGCGCAAUAACAGUGCUGUUUUGUUUCACUGAAUAACGUCAUCCACAACUACAAGAC
Amoebophrya sp. A120 is the source of this 7573-nucleotide messenger RNA. NCBI's taxonomy places the organism in Eukaryota, Dinophyceae, Syndiniales, Amoebophryaceae. The record is from the annotation of a GenBank genome assembly.